Cololabis saira (Pacific saury) is the source of this 1977-nucleotide messenger RNA. RefSeq names its product ectodysplasin A (gene eda). Gene Ontology annotation, biological process: animal organ development; immune response. The record is from RefSeq and is a predicted model, not a curated record. NCBI's taxonomy places the organism in Eukaryota, Metazoa, Chordata, Actinopteri, Beloniformes, Belonidae. The transcript has 8 exons. Gene Ontology annotation, molecular function: death receptor agonist activity; death receptor binding; tumor necrosis factor receptor binding. Gene Ontology annotation, cellular component: membrane. The coding region runs from base 137 to 1246 and encodes 369 amino acids.
UGCGACCUGCUGCUGCACCUUAGGAGUCUCCACCUAAAUGAAUAGCCUCGGCCCCCGCGCGAGACAGACGAAUUCAGCGAGCUGAUUAUGCCGAGAUAAAGGAGCAUUAUUAGGACCCGCAGCUCCGUCCAAAAUAAUGGCAUGCGACGGUUCCCCCGAAGAGGACUUCCCGGAGAAAGUGAUGCCCUGCACGUGUAGUAAGAAGUGCAGGGGUCGCAGCAGCAGCGCCGUCUUCCUGGGAUUAUUCCUGCUGUCGCUGUUCCUGCACGCACUCACCCUCGUCUGCUACCUGGACCUGCGGUCCGAGGUGAAAAGGGAAAUUAGGCACCAGAAGCGGGACUCUGUGAUGGCACUGAGCCAUGGGAGUGAGCCACCUGAGCCACCUGAGCCGCGAGAGAUCAGCACCGGUAUCAGCAGCAGCAGCAGCGGAGGAGGAGGGGGAAGAGGAAAGGAGGAGAACUUACUGUAUAGAAACGGUGACUUCCGUGCCACGGAGGACAACAGGGGCAUCACUCAGCGGGCAAAAAGAAGUCCCAGCAAGGAGCCAGAUGCAGAAUCGACUGGAAAAGAGAGAAGGAGAGACAAGAAAAAAGGGAAGAAAAGGAACGUCCCGGGGCCUCCCGGUCCCCCGGGUCCGCCAGGUCCACAAGGGCCACCGGGCAUACCUGGAAUCCCCGGUUUUCCAGGAAACAACAUCGUGGGGCCCGCGGGACCCCCUGGACCCCCUGGGCCGCAGGGACCACCGGGCGCUCCGGGUCCGACAGGGGUUCCAGAUAAGACCAAAACAAAGGACUUCCAGCCCGCCGUGGUUCAUUUACAAGGACAGGAAACAACCAUCCAAGUAAGAGAAGAUCUCUCUCAAGGCGUCCUUAGGAACUGGAAGAUGGUGUCCAUCCAUCACCGCGUGUUCAAAAUGCACUCGCGCACGGGGCAGCUGGAGGUGCUGCUGGACGGUGUCUACUUCAUAUAUAGUCAGGUAGAAGUGUACUACCUCAACUUCACUGACAUCGCCAGCUACGAUGUGAUGGUGGACUCCAACCCGUUCCUCCGCUGCACCUGCAGCAUCGAGACGGGCCAGCGCAAGUUCAACACCUGCUACACGGCCGGGGUGAGCCCCCUCCGCGCCGGCCAGAGGAUCUCCAUCCGCAUAGCUCACGAGUACACGCUCAUCAACAUGACCAACCACACCACCUUCCUGGGGAGCGUCAGACUCGGAGAGGCGCCAUCUGCUGGACAGAACGGAUAACUGCAGCAGCCACCGGCCCGUCUUGCAUGAUCGACACAGUUGCUCGGAGCUGUCGCACACGGUCGCGGAGGACUGGAACGUUGACGAGGAGCAACCUGCAGCCCAUGAGGAUGCUUGGGGUUAUAUGAGGGAGCCCCCGGGUGACUCGUCCAUAUUAAAAAAGGACAAUAAAGACCGUCAUGCUUCAAUUCACUCCGAUUCUGUGCAUAGAGACAAACCCCCGACGAGGCGCAUAUCCUCACCAAACACUAUUUUUAUUUUUAUUUAUAGUCACCCUUUUGUGUCAUCACACGCACAGUCUUUCUCUCUUAGAAAGGACACUGCGCUGACAGAUAUAGUAAGAUAGUAACUGAGUACUUUCAAGUGCUGUUGAAUGAUAAUCUUGUAUCUCCAAAAAACACCAGCUGUUUGAAAUGUUGUUUUCUCUGUCGUUCAUUUAACCGUUUUAAGUAAAGGAGUUAAAAACUCUGUAAAGGUGCAAGUAAAAGGCAUGAAAUCUGGAGUUAGAAGGUAUUCACAAAGCAACAGCACUAUAUAUUUUGCGCACAUUUGCACUACAGCGUCCCAGAAUACCAGUGAUAUGUUUUUAGCAGUGCUCUUGUUUAGUUACCUUAUGACUGAAUCAUGUAGAAAAGCAACACUUGUUAAUACCUGUCUGUACAUACUGUAUAUAAAAGGGAAUAUACUUUUGUAAAUGGAGUUGAUUGAUGGAUUAAAAUGUUGUCAUUUUC